This is a messenger RNA of Hermetia illucens (black soldier fly), 1522 nucleotides long. RefSeq names its product glycosyltransferase-like domain-containing protein 1-like. Gene Ontology annotation, molecular function: glycosyltransferase activity. The transcript is spliced from 4 exons. Lineage: Eukaryota; Metazoa; Arthropoda; Insecta; Diptera; Stratiomyidae. Bases 254 to 1357 code for a protein of 367 amino acids. The record is from RefSeq and is a predicted model, not a curated record.
GACAUUUGUCUUUCCCAUUGGCGGUUUGUUGACACAUUUUCGACGUUUGCUGUUGUAGAAAUUUGAUAAGGGCGUUGAUUGUGCGGCCGGGCCGGCGGAAUUGUUUUUCUGCCACAAGUGUUCGUAGUGAAGUAAUCGAUCGAUUCGAGGAUGGUGCACGUCGCCUGCAGAGUAACCGUUCGCGACUAUUGAUCCCAAAAGUCUCUAAAGCUGCCUCGAAAUUGCCAGUCGGUGGCACGGAUGCUAAUCAGUCAUGGCGAGGAUUCUUAUCAUCGAACCAUUCUACGGUGGAAGUCACAAACAACUUCUGGAUACUCUCCUUGAAGGAAUAAAUCCAAUAGACUACGAAGUGUUCAGUCUUCCAGCAAAGAAAUGGCAUUGGAGAGCUCGUACAAGUGCUUUAUAUUUUUCACAGACCAUCCCUAUGGAACAUCAAUACCAGAUACUUUUCACUAGCUCAAUUCUAAAUUUAGCGGAACUUCUGGGCGUACGUCCUGAUCUAACCAAAUGUAAGAAAAUCGUUUACUUCCACGAGAAUCAACUCAUAUACCCAGUUCGGGAAAUAAAAGAACGCGACUGCCAAUAUGGGUUGAAUCAAAUCAUGACAUGUUUAUCUGCGGAUGAAAUAAUUUUUAAUUCGAACUUUAACCGGACAUCAUUUCUCAACAAUAUCGUGCCAUUUCUCAACAUCCAAUCCGACUUCAAACUGAAACAUAUCCGCGAGAAAAUUGAACCAAAAUGUGAAGUGCUGUAUUUUCCGAUCAAGUUCCAUAGAAUGCCACAACGGAUGCAUGACGAUGAACUCGACAUGGACUCUCCGACGUCUCUGCAUUUGAUCUGGCCUCAUCGAUGGGAACAUGAUAAGAAUCCGCAACUAUUGACUGAAGUAUUGCUAGAGCUAAAUAAAAGGCAAUUAGAUUUUAAGGCGACAAUUUGUGGUGAGAAUUUCCAAACCGUUCCCGAAUGCUUUGAAGGGAUUCGUGAGAAACUGGGACCAAAACUAGUUAACUUUGGAUAUCUAGGACGUGAAGAAUAUUUUAGAGUGUUACUUACAGGGGAUAUCGUCAUAUCGACAGCCGGUCACGAAUUUUAUGGUGUUUCGAUGCUUGAGGCGUCUUACUGCGGCUGCAUGCCAAUCGCACCAAAUAAACUUGUUUAUCCUGAAAUCUAUCCGCCCGAGAACCUCUACAACACAUCCAACCAACUCAUCAAAAUGCUGUACAACUGGUGUCGGAAUCCAGCCCUAUUUAAGAAGCAUCGUGAUAAAUUCUUUCAAUGUUUUUCAUUUGACAAAUUCUCCGCACAACAUCUCGUUCCAAAAUAUUUGGAUAAGUGGAAGAUUCAGACAAAUAUUUAGUUUUUAAUGUCCAAAGGUGCAUAAAAUAUUUUAAUUUUAUCCUCUAAGCAUACAUACAUACAUAUGUAUAUUCCAAUCGUAACUCGAAUUUUUUGUUCUCGUUUUUUGCUUACAUGUACAAAGCGUAUCAAGCUGUUGUUAUAAAGUGAAUUGGUUUUACGCAAA